Messenger RNA from Heterocephalus glaber (naked mole-rat), 2878 nucleotides. RefSeq names its product D-aminoacyl-tRNA deacylase 2 (gene Dtd2). Gene Ontology annotation, molecular function: D-tyrosyl-tRNA(Tyr) deacylase activity. Gene Ontology annotation, cellular component: cytoplasm. Gene Ontology annotation, biological process: tRNA metabolic process. The record is from RefSeq and is a predicted model, not a curated record. Lineage: Eukaryota; Metazoa; Chordata; Mammalia; Rodentia; Bathyergidae.
GCUUGCGCGGAGAGUGGGCGGAAGCCCAAGGAAUAUACAGCUUCCAGCAAUGGCUGACGGAGGCUGCACACCUUUGGCCCGGGCGCUCCUGCAGCAGUGCCUGCACGCCCGAUUACAAGUUCGCCCAGCCGAGCAAGACGCCGCGGCUCAGUGGGUGGAGAUUCAGAGAGGAUUAGUGAUCUAUGUGUGUUUCUUCAAGGGAGCUGACAAAGAACUUCUUCCCAAAAUGGUUAAUACACUGUUAAAUGUGAAGUUGAGUGAAACAGAAAAUGGCAAGCGUGUCUCUGUACUGGAUCUCCCUGGCAGCGUUCUUAUCAUCCCUCAAGCCACCCUUGGGGGCAGAAUAAAAGGAAGAAACAUGCAGUAUCACUCUAACUCUGGAAAAGAAGAAGGAUUAGAACUUUAUUCUCAAUUCGUGUCUCUAUGUGAAAAAGAAUUAGCUGCUAACAGCAAGUGUGCUGAAGCUGGGGUUGUAGUGGAACAUGGCACUUACGGGAAUAGGCAGGUAUUAAAGAUGGAUACCAAUGGACCUUACACACACCUAAUUGAGUUUUGAAAAAUUAAAAAUUAAUUUCCACAACAGUUUUCUAGUGUAUAAUGAUCUGAACUAUAAUUUCCUUCCCCUUCGUUUUAAAUAUAAUAAUCUGCAACUUUUUUUUCUUUGUUGUAGUGGGGAUUGAAUCUAGGGUCAGGUAGACACUAUGCAAGUGCUCUAUCACUGGGCUAUAUCGCCACCCACAGUCUGCAGCAUUUUUAGAUAAGAACAUCCUGGGUCCCCUAAACUACUGCAAAUUGCUAAUUAGAUGACUUUGCCAAAUCACCUAGGCUCUGGAUCUCAAUCUUUUGUCCUGCUUUCCUCCACCUUUCCCCUUGAAAACUUGAAAAAUGCUGUCUGUUCAUUUCACUGUCACUAAAAAAAUCUUAAGCAUGAUUUUAAAAUGAUGAAAUGGGAGCCGGGGAUUUAGCUCAGUGGUUUCACCGCCUGCUGCGUAAGCAAAAGGACCCAAGUUCGACCCCCAGUACCAAAUAAAUAAAUAAAUAAAUAAUAAAAUAAAAUGAUGAAAUGUAUAUAAUCAAGAAAAAUAACAUUUCUUAUACCCUCAAAUAUAUGCAUAUGUAAUAAAAAUAAAUGUUUGUGUUAAAAUUAAGUAAAAUCCAGCAAAAAUUAUAACUUGGCCAAUUUUAUUUUACUAUUUCAAAUUUCUGGUUUUGUCGUUGUUGCUUUGUGGGAGUGUUGAACCCAGGGCCUUUGCAAUAAAUUACAUCUCCAUCCUUUUUAUUAUUUUUUAUUUUGAGACAGGGUCUUGUUGCGUCACGAAAUUGUCCAGGCUGGGCCUGAAUUUGCCUCCCUCCUGCAUCAGUCUUCUAGAAUGUCGGAAUUACAGGCAUGUACCACCAUGCCCAGCUAAGUUUUUUUGUUUGUUUUAGAUUGUUUGUUUUCCAAGGCUUUGUUGUUUUUUUGGCUUUUUUUUUUGCUUGGUUUGGUUUGGUUUGUGGUGCUAGGGAUGUAACACAGGGUCUCACAUGUGCAAAGCACAUAUUCUACCAGUGAGCUCCAUUUCCAGCUCAGUUCUCUAUAUUUUGAAUGAAAGAAUAUAUGACUCACUAUUCCUUUUUAUUUCUAUGAAAAUGUUAUAUGGUAAUAUUAUGUAUUGUAUUACUUUCCAUGGAUAUCCAAAUGGUUUAUUUUAAGAAUCUUUAAUACCCUAUAAAUAUAUAUAAUUAUUAUGUGUCAAUUAAGAUUUUUUGAUGUUGUUUUGAGACAGGGUCUCACUAUGUAGGUCAGGCUAGGCUUAAAUUCACCAUGUAACCCACACUGGCCUAAAACUCAUGGCAAUCAGCCUUCCUGCCUCAACCUCCUGAGUGGUGGAAUUACAGGAGUACACCAUCACACCUGACAAGGUUAUUUUAAAAUAAAAAAAAAAAUCUUUAGUUCAUAUAGGAAUAAGGUAUAGAAUAUUCAUAAUUGUUUUUAUUAAGCAUGCCCACAAAGAUAGAUUAGUAUUAGGGGGCUGGGGAUUUAGCUCAGUGGUUUCGCCACCUGCUGCGCAAGCGCAAGGACCCAAGUUCGAUCCCUGGUACCAAAAAAAAAAGAUAGAUUAGUAUUCUUUUUCUCAGUUUUUACCCAAACCAUAUAUGUCACAAUUUCCAUCUUUGGUUUUUAAAAAAUUUCAUAGAAUUAAUGCUAGUUCAUAAAACUUUUUAGGAAGUUCUUUUCCUGUUGAAUUAGAUUGAUAUUGAAGGAAGAAAAAGGAAAACUUUCUACAAGAGUAGUUUGCUUUUAAUUAAAUUGUAUCAAUUGUUUUUAAUCAGUUUUUCAUCAGCCUGAUGAUUUGGAGCCAUUUUGAGUUUUUCUGUUAGUACAUGUUACAUACUGACAUUAUUGUCCUCCCCCAAAUUCAUAUGUGCACAUCCUAAUCCCCAGUGUGAUAGUAUUUCUACUUGAGGCCUUUGGGAGGUGAUCAGAGUUGAGAUGAGGUCAUGAAGAUGGGGCCCACCUGAUGGGAUUAGUGCUGAAGACAGGAGAGUGCCAGCUGUUUCCUCCCACCAUUUGAGAAGGUAAUGAGGUGUCCAUCACAAGCCAGGAAGAAUCCUCCCCAGAAACAGACCACACUGGCACUUUGAUCUGGAACUUUGAGCCUCCAGAGCUGUGAGAAUUACAUUUCUGUUGUUUAAACCACAGUCUUUUGAGCUGACCCAGACAGUGACAUAAGAUAAAGUGGCUAACACGCUUUUUAAAAUCAAGAGAGAGAAGUAUAUAAGAAAUUGAAAGAAUAAAUAAGUCUGUAAAAGGUAGUAUGUUUUUGCAAACUCAUGUGACUUAAAAAUAUUUUUAAGAGUGGAAAAUUCAUUAAACAUCCUGAGUAGCUGCUGAAAA